Colletotrichum lupini is the source of this 501-nucleotide messenger RNA. RefSeq lists its product as uncharacterized. NCBI's taxonomy places the organism in Eukaryota, Fungi, Ascomycota, Sordariomycetes, Glomerellales, Glomerellaceae. The transcript has 4 exons. The record is from RefSeq and is a predicted model, not a curated record. The coding region runs from base 1 to 501 and encodes 166 amino acids.
AUGGCACCAAUGAGUGGAUUUCGCAGCAGGCGACCGGUCCGCUACCCCACCACAGGCCUCUUCAGCGUGCAAGAACACCCAGAGCAUUUGCGCCCCCUCCAAACCUCCAGCCUCCAGCAAAGGAAGGUUCCAGUUGGCCAAGGGGAAGAGCUGACGACGUCUCCGUCCGAUGUCAAUGCCCCCAAGCAUCCGACCUCAAUGUACCUCUACAGCCAAUACACUCGCCACCUGACCUCUUCUGUCCCUUUGUCACUGAUGAAGAUCAUCGUCUCGCCGAACCUCUACCCACCCGUGUCACCAAGUUUUCUCCCAGUUUUAACCGUUUUGGCGGGGUUAGCCUUAUACGACUGCUCCCCCACCGCCGACCUCCUGCUCGGGCCGCAGCCCACCGUUGGCGGUUUGUCCUCUUCUUGUUCUCGCUCCUUCGGAGGAUUCCAUCACGAAUCCCUCUCCCGCCUCCUCCCAACAACACCUCUGGCCGCCGCACUCAGUUUAGACUGA